Molecule: messenger RNA, 1374 nt
Organism: Vicia faba (fava bean)
Lineage: Eukaryota; Viridiplantae; Streptophyta; Magnoliopsida; Fabales; Fabaceae
Source: the annotation of a GenBank genome assembly
AUGUCAUCUUCAUCAUCAAAAGUAACAUUAAAAAGUUGUUACUCCGUGAGACCUAAAGAACCAACAUGGAAUGGUGUUUUACCAUUAUCUGAAUGGGAUCAAAUUGGAAUCAUAACACAUGUGCCAACAAUUUACUUUUACCACCCUACACAAGACUGGCUUACCUCCCCUACUAAAAUAUCCCACACUUUAAAAGAGUCGUUAAGCAAAGUUCUUGUGACAUUUUAUCCAUUAGCGGGUCGUUUACAAUGGCAAGAAAAUGGUCGUUUUGAUCUCGAAUGCAACUCAUCGGGUGUUCAAUUCAUUGAAGCACAAUCUACAUUAGCAUUAUCUGAGUUCAAUGAUUUUUCACCUUCUUCUGAAUAUUAUCGUUAUCUUAUCCCGCAGGUUGAUUACACGCUUCCAAUUCAAGACAUUCCUUUGAUAUUUGUUCAGCUUACGAAUUUCAAAUGUGGCGGUGUUAGCAUUGGUUUGUUAAUCUCGCAUGCAGUUGCUGAUGGACAAAGUGCAUUGCAUUUUACUUCUGAGUGGGCUCGACUUGCACGUGGCGAAACUAUAAAAACCACACCAUUUUUUGAUAGGAGUGUUGUUUCAUUAAAAUCGCAAUGUUGUAACAGUGUUAAUGAAUGGGAGUUUAAUCAACCUCCAUCAUUGCUGGGAAAUUCAGAUGGUGUUGAAGAAACGAAGCGAAAAUCAACCGUGGCUAUAAUAAAAGUGAGUAAGGUGCAACUUGAGAAGUUGAGAAAAACAGCAAAUGAGAGUUGGGAAAAACCUAGUAAUGGUCGAGGUUUUACAAGGUAUGAAAUAGUAACCAGUCAUGUUUGGAGAAGUGCAUGUAAAGCUAGAGGACAUAGAAAUGACCAACCAACCGUGCUUGGUGUUUGUGUUGAUUGGAGGAAUCGUGUGGAACCUAAUUUACCAAAAGGGUAUUUUGGGAAUGCAACAUUGGAUAUUAUGGCAACUAGUCUUGCGGGUGAUUUAAUGUCUAAGCCUUUAGGGUAUGCUUCGAGUAGGAUAAGGGAAGCGAUUGAAAAAGUGAAUGAUGAGUAUGUGAGACAAGUGAGUGAUUACUUUAAGAAACAAGAAGAUUUGACUAAGUUUCAAGAUGUUCAUGCAAUGAUAAGGAAUGAUGAUAAAGGACCUUUUUAUGGAAACCCUAAUUUAGGAGUGGUUAGUUGGUUGACAUUGCCUAUUUAUGGACUUGAUUUUGGGUGGGGAAGAGAGAUUUAUAUGGGACCAGGAACACAUGAAAUUGAUGGAGAUUCUUUGCUUCUUCCUAGUCAUGAUCAUGAUGGAUCUUUGUCGGUUGCUAUUUGUUUGCAAGAGCUUUAUAUGGAUGCUUUCAAGAAGCAUUUUUACGAAGACAUUGUUUGA